AUGGCAAAAACUCCGAAACAAGUCGGAUGUGUGUCGAGUUCCAAUGCCGAUACAGUUUUUUACGUUGGUAACUUUAAUUCAGCUUACAAAGAAUUACAAUCACCAAAAAACAUCGUAAAAACUCUUCUGCGUGGAAGGUCUUCGAAUGAAAGGCUUCUUAACAUUAAAGGAUAUACAGUUGGAACGCAGAUUGGCUGUGGUACGUUUGCUUCAGUCAAGUUAGCUUAUUGUACAGCAGAAGACCAGCUAGAAGAACUUGCUGUAAAAAUUGUGGCACGAGACAGAGCACCAAAAGAAUUCACGAAUAAAUUUUUUCCUCGUGAGUUAGAAAUAUUAAAAAAAUUAGACCACAGCAAUAUCAUCAAACUUCAUGCGAUAUAUCACUUGCCGGAAAAGACUUAUAUUUUCAUGGAGUUAGCCCGAAAAGGUGAUGUCAUUGAAUACAUUCAGGUUAAUGGACCUUCUUCAGAACAAUUAGCGAAAAGGUGGUUCCAUCAAAUUAUUCGAGCUUUGCGGUAUUGUCACCGUCUAGAAAUUGCUCACAGAGACUUAAAGUGUGAGAACAUAUUGCUGGAUGAUUCAUUAAAUGCUAAGCUUACAGAUUUCGGGUUUUCCAGAACAUGCUUCGACCCAACAACAAACCGGCGGAUUCUAAGCGAGACGUACUGUGGGAGUGCAGCCUAUGUGGCCCCAGAAGUUGUUCGAGCAGUACCAUAUAAUCCUAUGUUAUCUGAUCUUUGGAGUCUGGGAAUUUGCCUCUUUGUAAUUCUCAACAACUCUAUGCCUUUUGACGACUUUAAUCUAAAUAAAAUGCUCAGGGACCAGGAAAAGCGAAAUUGGAGACUGCGAUCGAAUAUUGAACCCACAUUAAGCAAUGACGUGAAACAAUUGUUACGAAAGUUAUUAGAACCAGAUGUCAUGAAGCGAAUUCCGCUUGACCAAAUAUUUGGACAUUCAUGGUUACAGACGUGA
Limulus polyphemus (Atlantic horseshoe crab) is the source of this 972-nucleotide messenger RNA. Its product is annotated as testis-specific serine/threonine-protein kinase 1-like. Gene Ontology annotation, molecular function: ATP binding; tau-protein kinase activity; protein serine/threonine kinase activity. Gene Ontology annotation, biological process: protein phosphorylation; intracellular signal transduction; microtubule cytoskeleton organization. Gene Ontology annotation, cellular component: cytoplasm. The coding region runs from base 1 to 972 and encodes 323 amino acids. The record is from RefSeq and is a predicted model, not a curated record. NCBI's taxonomy places the organism in Eukaryota, Metazoa, Arthropoda, Merostomata, Xiphosura, Limulidae. The transcript has a single exon.